Molecule: messenger RNA, 768 nt
Organism: Hyaloperonospora brassicae
Lineage: Eukaryota; Oomycota; Peronosporomycetes; Peronosporales; Peronosporaceae
Source: the annotation of a GenBank genome assembly
AUGACGGCGCUCCAGCGGCUUGCAGCGCGGCAGCUCUCGCGCUUCUCGACUACAGCAGCAGCAGCAGCAGCAACUGCGACUGCAACGAACGACAGCCCCUCCGACUUGCUGCAGCUGCUGGUGCGCAACGCGGACGGCUCGCGCGCGUCUCGCCGGCUGCGCAAACAGGGCCUCCUGCCGGGUGUGCUCUACGGCGAGGGCGAGGACGGCGAGGAUGAGCGCGUGCUCGUGUCGUUCCCCACGCGCGCGUUCGAGCGCAUGCACCGCCAGCUCUGGACAUCCAUUGAGAACCAGGUGUUCCACGUGCAAGUGGACGGCCAGUCGCCGGUCAAAGCCUACAUGCGGGACGUGCAGCUCGAUCCCGUCACGGACGUGCCGUUGGCCGUCAACUUUCUGCGCUACAAACCCGGACGCACCGUGUCGAUCCCCAUCACGUACUUGAACGAAGAGAGCAGUCCCGGGCUCAAGCGCGGAGGCUUUAUCAACCACAUUUACCACGCGCUCGAGUGCACCGUGUCGACAGACGACGUGCCGACGACGUUGCAGGUCGACGUGAAUGGGCUGCACGUGGGGGACAAAGUGUACCUGGAGGCCAUUGCGUUCCCGGAUGGAGUCGAGCCGAACGUUCCAGAGGGGUCUCUGGUCGCAAAGAUUGCCGGUCGUCGGGGGCUCAUCCCGCGCGUGGAGCCGGUGGUCGAGGAAGUCGUCGAGCAGAAGGAGGUAGACGACGACGACGACGAGUUUGAUGACUGGAACGACAUUUUCUAG